ACGGGUUGUCUGUCUGCCACCACCAAAUUGGCCACUUCUGUGCAGGACUGUGCGACUGACCGAGCUUCUCGAACAAGAAAUACCAGCAUCUUCAACCCACUUCGGGUGCAUGCUGUUCACGCUCACAAGGCUCUCCUUACGGUCUUGCGUUUCUUCACCCCAAACUCGAUACUUGCUAUACGCCAUGCCCAAAGCCGCAAAAAUCAAGGUCUCUACUAAGGCAACGGUCGCCGUUGCAGGUACCUCAACCAGCACUAGCGCCUCUGGCAAAGCCGUCGCCUCUAUCUUCCAGAAGCGCACCGAACGCAAAGCUAAAGCCACUUUCGAGACGGCGGAGGCUACCGAAGAGAGACGGCUGGAUGUCGGUACCCUCACCUGGCAGAAUCUGGAGAAGGAGACGAUGGAGCCGCAGUGGCAUCAGGCGCUACAGGCCGAGUUUGGCAAGUCAUAUUUUCGUCAGCUCAAAGACUUCCUCACGGCUGAGCAUCGGUCGAAUACCAUAUACCCGAAGAUGCAGGACGUUUAUUCCUGGUCGAACUAUACCCCUUUAGACAGCGUUCGGGUCGUCGUCUUGGGACAGGACCCAUAUCAUAAUGUGGGCCAAGCUCAUGGACUAUCGUUCUCGGUCCUGCCGCCGACGAAACCACCGGGCUCGCUGAAGAAUAUAUACAAGCAACUGAAAGAGGACUUUCCAGAAUUUGUGCCACCGAAGGAUAGAGGUGAUCUCUCUCCAGUCGCAACACAGGGUGUGCUAUGGCUGAACGCAUGCCUAACCGUGAGAGCCCACAAAGCAAACUCGCACUCGAAGAAGGGCUGGGAGCAGUUCACUGCGCAAGCCAUUCGCGCUGUCCUGGAUCACCACAAGGAGCGAGGCGUGGUAUUCAUGGCGUGGGGGCUACCCGCCCAGAAAGCGUAUGAGAAGCUCGGGAUCGACGAGAAGAAACACCUUGUGCUGAAAUCUGCACAUCCUUCGCCUCUAUCGGCUCAUCGCGGGUUCUUGGGUAACGGGCACUUUAAGGCGGCGAAUGACUGGCUGCGGGAGAGGUACGGAGAGGAGGGAACGAUUGACUGGAUGGUUUUGUGCAAAUGAAGAUGUAGACCUGAUCCGCUUGAUGAAUGGAGUGAGGCCGGGUCAGAUACAGCCGCGAUCCUAGUACCCGUCUG
Molecule: messenger RNA, 1164 nt
Organism: Schizophyllum commune H4-8
Lineage: Eukaryota; Fungi; Basidiomycota; Agaricomycetes; Agaricales; Schizophyllaceae
Exons: 11
Coding region: 185-1090 (301 amino acids)
Biological process (GO): base-excision repair; base-excision repair, AP site formation via deaminated base removal
Cellular component (GO): mitochondrion; nucleus
Molecular function (GO): uracil DNA N-glycosylase activity
Source: RefSeq, a predicted model, not a curated record